GGGACGGUGCUACAAAGGCACAUUAUAACAUUUCGUGGCCCUGGAUGAUGUUGAAAGACGCUCAACGAGGACCCACGAGACUUAAAGUUGAGGGCCCAUUCGUUGAGCUGUGUUUACGGAUCAUGUGAGUAACAUAAACAGAAAGCAGGUUUCUGAGCUCGAGCUGAGUUGGCAACAGGAGCCCACCUGUGUUUAAUCACAAAGACACGAUAUAUGCAACUUCACACCGAUCCAGCUCUGAGGGCUGACGCUCGAAGUCUACAAGUGGAAGGAUGAACUGAGAAGUCGCGCUUGGGACUCCUAAAACUUGCUUGUGGUGAGAUAAAGGCAUAUCUAUGCUUAUAAGAUGACACUCAACACACAGAAAGAGGGAAAGGAACCGCUGAGGAGAAGAGCGAGUACUCCCAUCCCCUCCUCUCGUCAAGGAGGCAAGGGAGAAAGAGACCCAUCUGCUGACCCCUAUCACCCUCCGCUUGCCCAAUCAGCCUCGUACCACCCCGGAGACAAGAGCAUCCACUCACGGGCCAACUGGUCUUCAGACUCAGAGUCGGACAGCUCUGGAGCCGAGUGUCUUUAUCGCGUGGUUUUGUUGGGGGAUCACGGCGUGGGGAAGUCAAUCCUUGCAAACAUUUUUGCUGGAAUACAAGAAAAGGAUGCCCACAAACACAUUGGAGAGGAUACAUAUGAGAGAACCCUCACGGUCGAUGGGGAGGAGACGACCCUAGUUGUGAUGGACACAUGGGAAACAGAAAAACAGGAGGAAGAUGAGAAGUGGGUGCAGGAUUACUGCAUGCAGGUGGGCAAUGCUUACAUCAUCGUUUACUCCAUCACCGACCGCAGCAGCUUUGAGAGCGCAUCGGAGUUACGAAUCCAGUUGCGUCGCAUCCGGCAGGCUGAAAACAUUCCCAUCAUCCUUGUGGGCAACAAAAGUGACUUAGUGCGAUCUCGAGAGGUGGCAGUGGAAGAGGGUCGGGCUUGUGCGGUGGUAUUUGACUGCAAGUUCAUAGAAACCUCUGCCUCUCUCCACCACAACGUUCACGAGCUCUUUGAGGGCAUUGUGAGGCAGAUCCGACUGCGGCGAGACAGCAAAGAGAUCAAUGAGCGCCGACGCUCCAUCUACAAGCGAAAAGAGAGCAUCACCAAGAAAGCCAGACGCUUCCUAGAUCGACUUGUAGCCAAGAACAACAAGAAGAUGGCCCUGAAAGUGCGCUCCAAGUCCUGUCAUGACCUUGCAGUGCUGUGAAACCCACAGAUCACUCUUAGUCCUUCAGCUCUGGGUUUCUUUGUUUUCUGUUCGUAAGACAAAAGAGGAUUUGUCUUUCUGAUAAGACUUCUUUUAAAGUUGAACAUUAAUUCACAUUUAUUUAUUUCAAAUCUAGCAUUAACAACUUUUUUAUUGACUCCCCUGAAGAUCUUGAGGUUUUGCUCAUUGUUCUUAAUCUUACACCAUAGAUCAAAUUUUUGAUAGAUGUUUGAAUUAAAUCAAAGGUUUAUUACUAUAUAUCACCAAUUAAGUGGACUUUGUUUUGUAUUGAACAUUUUAUCAAUGUUUGCCUUAUUUGACAAACUGAAUAGGCAAUAGCAUUAAUUAACAAGCAAUAUUUAUUAUUUAUUGUUGUUUAUAUGUUUUCCUUAAAAAUGAUCAUUUCACCUUAUUGUUUUUUCUAACAAAGGAAGAAUUUUGUAUACACUGAAAGACAUUAGCUAUGAGAAAAGCACUGCCCAGUGGAAAAAUUAAAGUAGAGACAGCUAAAACCAAUCUUAGUUUUUUUCUUACAAGUUUAUUCUGUUAAAGCAAAAAAUAUUAUGGACAUGUCAAUCAUCAUUUAAAAAGGGCAUGUGAAUAUCCUCCAUAAGCCUGUUACAGUUUAGUUUAUUUGAAAGCGAUAUCUGGUCAGUAAACAUUAUAAAGGUGUCAGCUAUUUUUGCAGGAAUAACAACAAAAAUAAUGGCUAUUAAAAGGCUAUUUCUCUCAAUGUAUUUUUGUCAACUUUUUUGGCACUGGACAUGGAGGGGAA
Messenger RNA from Sinocyclocheilus anshuiensis, 2018 nucleotides. RefSeq names its product GTP-binding protein REM 1-like. Gene Ontology annotation, cellular component: plasma membrane. NCBI's taxonomy places the organism in Eukaryota, Metazoa, Chordata, Actinopteri, Cypriniformes, Cyprinidae. The coding region runs from base 347 to 1243 and encodes 298 amino acids. The transcript has 5 exons. The record is from RefSeq and is a predicted model, not a curated record. Gene Ontology annotation, biological process: negative regulation of high voltage-gated calcium channel activity. Gene Ontology annotation, molecular function: GTPase activity; GTP binding; calcium channel regulator activity.